Diversispora eburnea is the source of this 696-nucleotide messenger RNA. Lineage: Eukaryota; Fungi; Glomeromycota; Glomeromycetes; Diversisporales; Diversisporaceae. The record is from the annotation of a GenBank genome assembly.
AUGUCUCGUCGUCAUAUUUUUCUCAAAGCGGCUAAUGUAGCUGCAUUUCUUACAGUAAUGGUAUUCAAUUAUUACAACCCCAUGGGUAAAAGAAAAGAACAUGAAGGAGACGACGAUGAUAAUGGAAUUCCCGUCAGUUACAUUUCGCCCGCAAAUUUUACCUUUAUAAUUUGGUUCCUCAUUUAUUCAUUACUUCUAGGGUUCGUAAUUUAUCAAUGGUCUGAUAACGCUAAAGAUGCAACCGUUGAUGGUGUUCAAUAUUACUAUAUUAUUGCCUGUAUUCUAACUGUGACUUGGAGGGUUGUUUGGAACAUUCUGGAUCUCCUUUUUAUUCGUUACCCUUUUACCAUUUAUGCCGGAUGGCUUUUGGUAGCAACUUUUCUUAACUUCUGGAUUGCUAUUAGUGCCCUUAAUACUAUAUUCUUAUCCACAGUUGCAGUCGUAAUUCUUGGUUUUAUUGGUUCAUAUUUCACUGACGAUGAUCGACAUGAUGUUGUAUUUGCUAUCACCAUUUUGUGGGCUCUUAUUGGAAUUGCAGUGAAAAACCAUAAUCACAUGCCAAUACUCGUUGCCGCCACAGUGUUAUCUGGUCUUAAUUUAGGAGGAAUUUUAAGAGUUUGGGAACGUUAUUUUAUUGCGAAAAUUCGUUUACGAAGACAAAGGUUGGCUAGUGAAAGAUCCCCUUUGCUUGGUUAA